GUGACGCUCCAUUUCAUGCGAGAUGUACCCGGCAGAUUCAUGCCAAGGUCCUCGUUGGAAUCAAUAAAGUCACCUUCCCACCUCCGUGCAAAGGAGCCGCUGAAGAUCUCGUGAGGUCUCUCUGCAAGGAGGACCCAUCAGAACGUUUGCCGAUGAAAGAGGGUGGUGUGGCCAACCUGAAGAAGCACACCUUCUUCAAGGGAUUCGACUGGCAGGCCUUCGAGAAGCAGAGCUUGGAGCCGCCCUACAAGCCCCAGGUCAAGAACAAGAAGGACAUUGGCAACUUCCAUGCUCUGAAGGAUGACUUGCCGCCGCAGGUGCCAUACAAGGAUGAUGGCUCCGGUUGGGACAAGGACUUUGCCACCAGCACGUUCGACGAUCCGGAAGAGCAGGAAGCUGGACAUGAUCUGAUGACCCUGACACUGCUGACGCCGAGUGGAUUGCAGGUCACCCCGCUGGGCAACGCGCCUUUGCCUGUCAGAGUUCCGAUCGUGAAUCCGGCGCACGUAUCCACGCACCAGUUUACUUGA
This is a messenger RNA of Symbiodinium sp. CCMP2592, 530 nucleotides long. Lineage: Eukaryota; Dinophyceae; Suessiales; Symbiodiniaceae. The record is from the annotation of a GenBank genome assembly.